AUGACAAAAACAAGCCCAGAUCACGCAUUUGUGGAUGACCCGAGAAAUGAAAACAUUAAAAUUGGUAUCCGAAAUGGAAUGUCUAUGAAGUUCGAAAUAUUUCACAGAGCAGAGGCAAACAUUUCAGUUUUUGAUUCCUCUGUUCUCCUUGGAGAUGGAAUUUGGGAAGGAAUGAGAGCAAAGUUGGGAAAUAUCCAGUUUGCAAAAGAGCAUCUUAAAAGGUUGUACGAGAGCGCCAAUGCGUUGUGGAUUGACAUCGGCAUAACACCUAAAGAGAUGCUCCAGCUGUUGUACGACACAAUAGAUGCCAAUGAAGGAAUGAGCGAGGACACUAAUGUGCACAUUAGAUUGGUAGUCUCUAGGGGACUCAAAAAAACUCCGUAUCAAGGUCUUUCAGCUAAUAUUGGCAAAGCUACGAUUAUCAUCAUUCCAGAGUACAAAAAAAUUGACCCCGAUUCUCAAAAGCAAGGGAUUAGUCUUAUCACAAGUUGGGUAAGAAGGGGUAACUCGGACACGAAAGACGAGCAGUGGAAUCAUUUGUCAAAAGCGACUGAUGUAUCAGCCAGUAUAUCUGCCAGUAUGGUGGGUGCUGAUGGCGCUCUGAUGUUGGACAACAACGGUUUUGUGAAAACGUGCAACGCAACGAACUUCUUCAUUGUGCGGGAUGGUGAGCUUUGGACUGCCACGAAAGAUAAUAUUAUGCGUGGUAUUACCCGACAAAAGACCAUUGACUGCGCAAAGAUAGAAGGUAUUACGGUGAGAGAGACCAAUUUCACCCUUACAGACGUAUAUAACGCUGAGGAAGCCUUUUGUACUGGCACCUUCGCAGGGCAAGUGCAUGUGAAAUCCGUCGAUGGCCAUUUAAUUGGCAACGGCUGCUCUGGUCCAUUGACCAAAAGGAUCAAUCUUAGAUAUGAACAAAUGAGUCUGGAGAAUACGUCUAGGUCUAGGCUCUCAACACUUAGUGAAAUAUAA
Ogataea haglerorum is the source of this 975-nucleotide messenger RNA. RefSeq lists its product as uncharacterized. The coding region runs from base 1 to 975 and encodes 324 amino acids. NCBI's taxonomy places the organism in Eukaryota, Fungi, Ascomycota, Pichiomycetes, Pichiales, Pichiaceae. Gene Ontology annotation, molecular function: catalytic activity. The record is from RefSeq and is a predicted model, not a curated record. Gene Ontology annotation, biological process: carboxylic acid metabolic process. The transcript has a single exon.